This is a messenger RNA of Penicillium cinerascens, 820 nucleotides long. RefSeq names its product nitroreductase family protein. Bases 1 to 771 code for a protein of 256 amino acids. Gene Ontology annotation, biological process: cellular response to oxidative stress. Lineage: Eukaryota; Fungi; Ascomycota; Eurotiomycetes; Eurotiales; Aspergillaceae. The transcript has 3 exons. The record is from RefSeq and is a predicted model, not a curated record.
AUGGCAACACGCAUCCUCCGACCAUUCAAUCUCCACACCAUCAGCCGCGCACUUGGCUCCACGGGAACGCAUCAAUACUUAUCAGCCUCGCGCAUUUCACCCCUCCGACCAUUCUCAACCUCCUUCCGCAAGUACACACCACCCACCAUGACCGACGCACUCGUCCAGGCCGCCCAGACCCGCCGCACCAUCUACAAGCUGGGCAAGAACAGCCCUGUGCCCAACUCCAAGGUCGAAGAGCUGGUCAAUGCGGCUAUUCUGAACGUUCCUAGCUCGUUCAACACACAGUCGACUCGUCUGGUUGUUGUUCUACGCGAGGAGCACGAGAAGCUCUGGGAUAUCGCCAUCGAGGCAUUUGGCGGGCUUGUUUCGACUGGUGCCGUUCCCGAGGAGGUGUUUAAGAAUCAGACUCUGCCGAAGUUGCAGGGCUUCAGAGCUGCUCUUGGAACUGUCCUCUUCUACGAAGACCCAGCCCACAUCAAGGACUUCCAGGAGAAGUUCCCAGCCUUCUCAGACAAGUUCGAGCCCUGGGCCGACCACACCAACGCCAUGCAUCAGUAUUUCCUCUGGACGGCUCUGGAAUCGGUCGGGUUCGGCGCCAACCUGCAGCACUACAACCCUCUGAUCGACGCCAAGGUCGCUCAGCAAUGGAAUCUGCCCACCGAGUGGCGGCUGGUCGCACAGCUGGUCUUCGGUAGCCCCGAGGUCGAGGCUGGCGAGAAGGCGCAGAAGCCUAUCGAGGAGCGGGUGAAGAUCUUCGGCAAGCUGUAAAUUGGAGCUUGACGUCUUGAUGAAUUUCCUUUGUUUGCUCUAGCGUGAA